This is a messenger RNA of Trifolium pratense (red clover), 2899 nucleotides long. RefSeq names its product putative RNA polymerase II subunit B1 CTD phosphatase RPAP2 homolog. Lineage: Eukaryota; Viridiplantae; Streptophyta; Magnoliopsida; Fabales; Fabaceae. Bases 468 to 2579 code for a protein of 703 amino acids. The record is from RefSeq and is a predicted model, not a curated record. The transcript has 7 exons. Gene Ontology annotation, cellular component: nucleus; cytoplasm. Gene Ontology annotation, molecular function: RNA polymerase II CTD heptapeptide repeat phosphatase activity; RNA polymerase core enzyme binding.
AUAGGUUGUGGGUUCGAUCUUUCAUCGUAAAGCAAGAAAAAUAGUAAUGUUUUUCUCUCUUGUUUCUUGAAUAACAAACAAGUGAAUAUAUUAAAGGAUCAAGGCCCAACAGCUCAUAUUACCUUCCUUCCUUCCAUCCAAUACACCACCGGCGAGACCUGCUGGUUCGUGUUCCUCCCCACCGGCGAAAUUAGGAUUUUCUUCCUUCCCGCCUCCACCAACGCCGUUAUCUUCGGCUUCCACCACCGUCUAAUUGCGGAUGCUACUAUUUUCUUCUCACUCUAAAAUCUUGUUCUUCAGUCUCCACCUUCCUUUCUACACUUUUACCAUCUCGCCACUACUAGCUACAAUUCCACCACGAGAAUCACGUAACCUAAUCCAAUUCAAUAUUGGAUUUCUUCGUCAGCUUUAACAAUUACUCAAUUCAACUCAAUUUAUUUCAAACCCUAAACAGAUACUUGCUUCUGAUGGAAAAGAACCAGCCAGUUUUUGUCAAAGAUGCUGUUCUCAAAUUGCAAAUGGCCCUCCUUGAUGGCAUCCAAAGUGAAGACAAGCUGUUUGCAGCUGGAUCUUUAAUAUCAAAGAGUGACUAUGAAGAUGUUGUAACUGAAAGGUCCAUUAUGCAUGUGUGUGGCUAUCCUUUGUGCCACAAUGCUUUGCCAACUGAUCGCCCUCGGAAGGGUAGAUAUCGGAUUUCAUUGAAGGAACACAAGGUGUAUGACCUGCAUGAAACUUACAUGUAUUGUUCUCCAGGUUGUGUGGUUAACAGCAAAGCUUUUGCUGGGAGCUUGCAAGAAAAGAGGUGCUCAGUUUUAGAUCCGGAGAAACUGAACAAUGUUCUUAGGUUGUUUGGGAAUUUGAAUCUGGAACCAAUGGAAAAUUCUGGAAAGGAUGGAGAAUUAGGUUUUUCUGGUUUGGAAAUCCAGGAUAAAACAGAAACAGGCACUGGGGACGUGUCUUUGGAGCAGUGGGUUGGACCAUCAAAUGCAAUUGAGGGUUAUGUGCCCAAAAAAAGAGACAACAGUUUUAAGGGUUCUCAGAAAUAUACUAAAAAAGGAUCCAAAGCUAGUCAUGGGAAGUUGGAUGAUGGCAAAAGUUUACUUAGUGAGUUCGACUUCACGAGUACAAUAAUUAUGCAAGAUGGGUAUAGUGUUUCGAAGGUACCAUCAGGGCAAACAGACAAAAAUGAUGAUCAUCAAGUUAAACCAACAGGCAUAUUGGAGCAGCCAAAAAGGGAUGACAAUAAAGUUGUCAGGAAAGAUGACAAUAUACAAGAUCUGUCUACAUCUUUUAACAGUAGUCUAAAUUUAAGUACCUCAAAAAAAGAGAAGGAAAUAACCAAAUCAUGUAAAGGUGGUCUCGAAUCCUCUCUUGAUCCUUCUGUUGAAAAGAAAGUUGUCCAUUCCAUCACCAUAUCAGAAAGACAAUGUGACGUAGAACAGAAUGAUUCUGAAAGGAAAUCAAUACAACUCAAAGGGAAAACAAGUAUUUUUGCUGCUAACGAUGAUACUUCCGCUUCCAAUUUAGAUCCUGACAACGUUGAAGUGAAUUUCCAUAUGGAAAAAACUAUUGGAUCAUGCGGUACUAAACCGAAAUCUUCUCUUAAAUCUAACGGUAAAAAGAAACUCAGUCGUUCAGUUACUUGGGCUGAUGAGAAAACCAACAGUUCUGGGAGUAAAGAUCUUUGUACAGUGAAAGAAUUUGGAAACACUAAAAAGGAAUCUGGUGUGGCAGAUAAUAUUGAUGCUGAUGGUGAUGAAGAUAUGUUACGUUGUGCAUUAGCAGAAGCUUGUGCAAUUGCAUUGAACCAAGCAUCAGAGGCAGUUGCAUCUGGAGACUCAGAUGCCAAUGAUGCUGUUUCUGAAGCUGGAAUCACUAUAUUGCCACAUCCUCCUGAUGCUGUUGAGGAAGGUACUGUGGACGAUGAUGACAUUCUAGAAUCAAAUUCAGUUACUCCGAAAUGGCCAAGGAAACCCGGAAUUUCUGAAUUUGAUUUGUUUGACUCUGAAGAGUCGUGGUUUGAUGCUCCACCAGAAGGUUUUAGUUUGACUUUGUCGCCUUUUGCUACUAUGUGGAAUUCCUUCUUUUCGUGGAUAACAUCAUCUUCUUUAGCAUAUAUAUAUGGGAGGGAUGUAAGUUUUCAUGAAGAAUUUCUGUCAGUUAAUGGGAGAGAAUAUCCUAGCAAAAUUGUCUUGACAGAUGGUCGAUCAUCUGAAAUAAAACAAACAUUAGCCAGAUGUCUUGCUCGAGCUUUACCUGCAGUUGUUGCUGAGCUAAGGGUAUCAAUACCAAUAUCUACAUUAGAGCAAGCGAUGGUAUGCUUGUUGGAUACAAUGUCAUUUACGGAUGCACUACCAGCAUUCAAAAUGAAGCAAUGGCAAGUGGUUGUUCUCUUGUUCUUUGAUGCAUUGUCCGUUUGUAGAAUACCUGCUCUUAUCUCAUACAUGACAGACAGGAGGGACUUGUUUCUCAAGGUUCUGAGUGGUUCACAAAUAGGUAAUGAAGAUUAUGACGUUUUGAAAGAUCUCGUUGUACCACUUGGUCGCGCACCUCAUUUCUCUUCUCAAAGUGGAGCGUAACAGCAUAGAACUUCCAUCAUAAUUGGCCAAAAGCUUCAACUCUAUCAAACAGGCAUAUAGGACUUUUAAUCAUAAACACAGUUUUACCUUUAUCUUUUUUGGAAAUUACCUUUCAAACAUUGGAGUGUUUGUUGAGUAAAUAUAUUCAUAAACUUCAAACAUUCAACGAUAAUUACACCAUGACCACUGCAACAGAGGAACCAAAUUUUUUUUACACGCUACUGUAAUGCUAGUUUGCGGAAGUGAUAAAUGCAAAACGAUUUUCAAAUGGAUAAUAUUCUGAGUUAUUGUCAUGUGUUUAAAUGAUAUUUUGUAUAUUC